Lynx canadensis (Canada lynx) is the source of this 1758-nucleotide messenger RNA. RefSeq names its product C-X-C chemokine receptor type 2. Gene Ontology annotation, biological process: immune response; neutrophil chemotaxis; G protein-coupled receptor signaling pathway. Bases 136 to 621 code for a protein of 161 amino acids. Gene Ontology annotation, molecular function: C-X-C chemokine receptor activity. Lineage: Eukaryota; Metazoa; Chordata; Mammalia; Carnivora; Felidae. The record is from RefSeq and is a predicted model, not a curated record. The transcript has 2 exons. Gene Ontology annotation, cellular component: membrane.
AUCAGUAUGCCAUGGUGGUCAUCUAUGCCCUGGUCUUCGUGCUCAGCCUGCUGGGAAACUCCUUAGUGAUACUGGUUGUCUUAUAUAGUCGGGGCCAUCUAUCCCCCCUAUUCCAGCCCAGUCUGCUAUGAGGACAUGGGUGCCAAUACUACAAAAUGGCGGAUGGUGAUGCGGGUCCUGCCCCAGACCUUUGGCUUCCUCCUGCCUUUGAUGGUCAUGCUAUUUUGCUAUGGACUCACCCUGCGCACGCUGUUUGAGGCCCACAUGGGGCAGAAACACCGGGCCAUGAGGGUCAUCUUUGCUGUCGUGCUCAUCUUCCUGCUCUGCUGGCUGCCCUACAACCUGGUCCUGAUCGCAGACACCCUCAUGAGGCUCCGGGCGAUCAAAGAGACCUGUGAGCGCCGCAAUGACAUUGGCCGGGCCCUGGAUGCCACCGAGAUUCUGGGCUUCUUCCACAGCUGCCUCAAUCCCAUCAUCUACGCCUUCAUUGGCCAGAAGUUUCGCCAUGGACUCAUCAAGAUCAUGGCCAUCCAUGGCCUCAUCAGCAAGGAGCACUUGUCCAAGGACAGCAGGCCUUCCUUUGUUGGCUCUUCUUCAGGGAACACUUCUACUACCUUCUAGGCCCCUGCCCCUGUUGCAGCCCCUCGGGGCUCCUCCCUUGCCAUCAGCACCCCAUUCUAAGCCUCACGCCCACUGGCUGUCCACAGUCUCUAUGUCAAGGCAGCCCCCGUUGUGGUUACAGGAAGUUACUGGGGUCACAUCCUUAUCAGGCCCUCCUUGUGUGGUUGAGAAAGCCUGCCCUGCUGCCCCUCCCCUUACUGUAGUUGCUAUGUCAGCUGCUAGAGCUCAGUCCAUCCUACCACUGAGCCCAUAGCACCCUGUCCCCUGAGACACUUAAAGACAUUUAACAGACAUUCUUUUAAGUGACUACAGAAAGUUCCCACCAUUGGGAGCCAUUAGUGGCAAACAGCACUGGUUGCUGCCCCAACUCUCUCUUUCUUGCCUGUCAGCAAAGUCCAGUUCCCUUGAGAGAGGCCAAAAAGGACAGGUACUCCUUUCUAAGACUCCUUUUUGCUAGGAGUGGCCUUAUCAUUCACUUCUGACUAAUAAGAUUUAAGUGUGUGCUGGUCAACCACUGUCCUGGGGAAAAAAAAAGUCCUGAUUUGUAGCAUUUGCCAAGUUGCCUGGUGUAAAUGCUCCACCGUGGCGAUGUCAGGGGUGGUGGUGUUUAGCAACCAGCUCACAAAAAUCUAGGAAAUGUAAUGAUCUGCUUUCACAAGCAGGUACAAACUGGCUUCAGUGCACCAUUGCUUAAGAGGAAGUCUGCUGGGACCGGAGGACUCCUGGGAAGUACUCCUGAUUAAACACACACACACACACACACACACACACCCUUGGUUCUUGCCUUUAAAUAUGGUUGUAGGAUAUAAUGUGACAAAGUGGCAAAAACUAAGUAUGCCCAACAUACUUAGGCAGACGGAGUCAAAGUAUAAAAAGGACCCGAGAAUGAAGAGCCCAGAAAGAAACCUAAGCAUAAAUGGUCAAAUUGUUUUCAACAAGGGCAUCAAGACUCUUCAGUGGGGAAAGGAUAGUCUUUCAACAAAUGGUGCUGGGAAAACUAUUCACGUGCACAAGAAUGAACUUGGUCUCUUCUCUUACACUAUACCCAAAGUUGACUGAAAAUGGAUCAAAGACCUCAACAUGAGAGUUUCAAUGAUAAAACUCUUAGUAGAAACAUAGAAGAAAAAUUUUAUAACA